AUGGCAACUUCAUCUAUACAACGAAUACUUGAACUUCGAGAUGCAUCUAUUCCAAAGGAUAGUUUGCUUGGACAUUUACUUCCUGAUACAUCUGUUCUUGAUGUAACUAAUAUUCCACGACAAUGUGGUCUUUUAUCAGAUGAUGAAAUUACUAUUACUGAACAUUAUUCAGCUACUCAACUCGUUACUCAACUUGCUCAAGGUCAACUAACAGCUGAACAAGUUAUUAAAGCUUAUCUUAAACGAGCUGGUAUUGCUCAUCAAUUGACUAAUUGUGCUACAGAAUUUCUUGUUAAAGAAGCAUUAGAUCGAGCUAAAUAUUUAGAUGAAGAAUUUAAAAGACGAGGAGGACCAGUAGGACCACUUCAUGGAUGGAUAAAAUGGAUUGAUAGAAUUGCUGAAGAUGAUGCUCUUAUUGUAAAAAUUCUUUAUGAAGCAGGUGCUAUCUUCUAUGUUCGUACUACUGAACCCCAAAGUCUUAUGCAUUUAGAAUGUAGUAGUCCUGUUUAUGGUACUACUUUGAAUCCAUUUAAUCGAAAUUUAACUUCCGGUGGAAGUACAGGUGGAGAAGGUGCUCUUCUUGUUCUUAAAGCUAGUCCAAUGGGCGUAGGAACUGAUAUUGGUGGAAGUAUACGUUCUCCAGCUGCUAAUAAUGGAAUUUAUGGAUUGAGACCAACUACUUUUCGAAUACCACUACAAGGUGUGAUGGUAGCACAAAUUGGAAGAGAGAGUAUUAUUGCUGUACUUGGUCCACUUGCUCGAAAAAGAGAAGAUAUUAAUCUAUUUAUGAAAACAGUACUUGAUACCGAACCAUGGUUAAGAGAUCCAUCUCUUGUACCUAUUCCAUGGAGAUCGAUUAGUUUAAAUUCAAAAAAUUUGACAAUUGCCGUAAUGUGGGAUGAUGGUAUUGUACAUCCUCAUCCACCUAUUAUUCGAGCUCUUCAUGAAACUGUCGAGAAUUUAAAAAUAUCAGGAAUUUGA
Molecule: messenger RNA, 981 nt
Organism: Rotaria sp. Silwood1
Lineage: Eukaryota; Metazoa; Rotifera; Eurotatoria; Philodinida; Philodinidae
Source: the annotation of a GenBank genome assembly